Molecule: messenger RNA, 2285 nt
Organism: Lolium rigidum
Lineage: Eukaryota; Viridiplantae; Streptophyta; Magnoliopsida; Poales; Poaceae
Product: WEB family protein At5g55860
Exons: 3
Coding region: 140-2065 (641 amino acids)
Source: RefSeq, a predicted model, not a curated record
CGGCCACCACCCUCCGCCGUGUCGUCGGCCUUGGCAGCGCGGGACCUCGACUUCCCGACCUCCAGCGCACCACCCUCUUCCAAUUCGGUCAAACCGCUCCCCCGGCCGCCCAUCACCGCCGUCAGUCAGGCUGCAGAAUAUGGGGACAAAAUCACCUUCCGCUGAUCCGGAAAAGACGGAGAUUGGAGAAAUUGACACGAGGGCUCCAUUCGAAUCCGUUAAAGCUGCAGUAAGCUUGUUUGGCGAGGUCCGCUUUUCAUCUGACAAAUCUGCAACCAGAAAGGCACAGGCUCCUCAAGCAGAGAGGGUGUUGGCAAAGGAGACAGAGCUGCACUUAGCCCAGAAAGAACUGGAUAAAUACAAGGAACAGCUGAGUAACGCUGAGACUACCAGAGCUCAAGCCCUCUCUGAACUGGAGAGAGCUAAAAAAACCGUUGAGGAUCUAACAAAUAAGCUUGAUGCAGUUAACAAGUCAAAAGAACUGAAUAUUAAAGCAACAGAAGAUGCAAAUAUCCGAACAAAGGAGCUUGAAGGUGGAAGCUCUGGUGAAGCAGUUGGAAAGGAUGGUCCUUUGAAACAAGAGCUAGACAAUGCGAGGGAACAGUAUACUGUUGCUCUGGCAGAUCUUGAUGCAGCAAAGCAAGAGCUUAGAAAACUGAGAAAGGAUUUUGAAACCUCGCUGGAUGCCAAGUUAUUUGCUGCUCAGCAGGAAGCAGAGUCCAUGCAGUCUUCUGAAGCAAACAAGGAAAAGGCAUCGCAGCUCCGUACUGAGAUUGCACAAGUUCAGGAGUCACUUAUGCAUGCUAAGGCAGCCACGGAGCAAGCACGUGAAGAGGAGGCACACGUUCUUGCUGAGAAGGAUGUUGCCAGGAAAACCUGUAAAGAAGCUCUGGAAGAAAGUCGGAGGAAAUUGUCAGCUUUGAGAAAUGGUUUUGAUCCUGUAGCUUGCAAGAGCCUCCAAGAGAAACUAGAUGAGACUUAUUCUGAGAUUGCAUCUUUGCAGAAGCAGAUUGAAGAUGCCAGAGCUCGGGAUUUGGAGGCCGUUUCUGCUGUCAGCACAGAGCUGGAUGAUGCUAAAGAAACGUUGCAGAAAGUUGCACAAGAGGAAACUUCUCUUAGCAGUUUGGUUGAAUCUCUGAGGCUGGAGUUACAGGCUGUAAAGGAGGAACACAAUCAGCUGAAACAUAAAGAUGCAGAAAUUGAAUCUAUUGUGGGAGACCUACAUGUUAAGCUCCAGAAGUGUAAAUCUGAUCUUGAGACAGCGGUUGCCACAGAAGCGGAUGCAACAUUAGCUUCGGAUGACCUGAUGUUGGCCCUAGAGCAGUUGUCUUCCGAGUCAAAAAAUGCUCUUCAGGAAGCUGAGGUGAUGCAGACACGCGCAGCUGAGUUAAGAGAUGAAGCUGAAGCAGCACGCAGUGCAUUAGUGGAAGCCGAGCAGAAGUUACAGUCCUCCUUGAAGGAAGCAGAAGUAGCAAAAGCGGCUGAAUCAAAGGCUCUUGAUCAGAUCAGGCAACUAACGGACAGGGCAACUGCUGCACGUGCUUCAAUUUCAGAACCAGGUGCAAAUAUCACCAUCUCGAAGGAGGAGUUUGAAUCUUUAAGCCGAAAGGUGGAACAGUCGGAGAAGCUGGCCGAGAUGAAGGUUGCUGCUGCUAUGGCCCAGGUGGAAGCUGUUAGAGCAAGCGAGAAUGAGGCAAUCAAGAAACUGGAAGCUGCUCGGAAGGAGAUGGAAGACAUGGAACUGGCGACAGAGGAGGCGCUAAAGAAGGCAGAGACGGCGGAAGCAGCAAACAAGGCGGUGGAAAGUGAGCUCAAGAGGUGGCGAGAGAAGGAAGAACAAAACAAAAACGCCGAGGCCUACAUGCCUCCGGUGGGAGCCACAUCGCUAGCAGAUGCUCCGUCUAACUCUGUGCACAGGGCUUCCGCCCCAAGAGCCAACGAAAAGAGCAAUGGGCAUCAGAAGAACAGCAAAGCUCUGUUGAAGAAGAGCUUCAUGCUGCCUAGCAUCUCAGGAAUGUUCCAUCAUAAGAAGAAGAACAAUGCUGAUGGCAGUUCACCCUCAUAAUCUGUCCGAGUUCUUUCUUGCAUAGUGGUUCCAAACUCCCAACACACUGUUCAUCUGUGUGAGUGUAUUUCUUCUAGUGGUGUUGUACUUUGUAAUGCUACGAAUUCCGAACUUGUGUUAUGUAACCAUGUUCAUGCUGUAUAUGUAUGUAUACUUUUUGCUGGUAACCUACUGGCUCUAAAAAUCCAAAUCAAAUCACACCUUGUUGAUGCUUUCCCUA